AUGGAUGCUCAACCAGACACCAAAGUUCUGAUCUUCGGUUCGCAAACACUAUUCCCCAGAGAGGAGUCGUUCACGGAACUACGAGCAACGUUAUUAUCCAGCUCUGCAUUCCAGUGGAUCGUGGACGUCGUAUGCGAACUUCAAGGUCCUCCCGCCAGUGCAGUAGCGGACGUGUUCUGCCACUUGGACCUUGUGCACGGGGCAAGGCUGCUGGACAGUUGGAUUAAGACUGGGCAUUUACCCAGCCCCCUCCCAAACAGCGUGGUUACUCCCCUGGUAGUAAUUGGCCACUUGGUGCAGUUCAUCCAAUACAAGGAACUAUCGAGGCUAUCCAAUUCUGAGAGUGUCGAAAGCCUCGGUUUCUGCACGGGUCUUCUCAGCGCCUUUGCCAUCUCCAGCUCACGGGAUGAGGCCCAGAUCCAGAAGCAUGGAGCUGCUGCCAUACGAUUAGCAGCUUUUGUCGGCACUAUUGUCGACGCAGACAAUUUCGCUGAGGGCACUGAGGAGGAGGCUGUCUCUCUAUCGGCCGCCUGGAAGUCAACUGAUGGAGAAUCAACUCUUAAGUCUAUUCUUAGCAGUUAUCCUGAGGCAUAUAUUUCAGUCAACUACGACCUGAGGCGCGCAACCAUUACCACUUCAUCAAGAACCGUCGUCACCUUGAUAGAACAACUCAACGACGCUCGAGUGGCCGCAAAUGAAAUUGGGCUAUCGGGACGAUUCCACAGCCAAGUGCACGAGGAUGAGGUGGAAGAUUACAUCAAGUUUGUGGAAUCACACAUUUCUUUCCAGCUGCCAGACGCGUCUGAGCUCCACCUUUCUACUCGUUCCAACAACAACGGGGAGCACAUAAAGCACGGCAAGCUCCACGAAAUCGCCCUUCGUUCUAUGCUUGUCGAUACAUCGAAUUGGUACGAGUCGGUUUCAGCAAUUUACUCGUCAUCCUCUCGGAGUGAAAAAUCCAAGGUCGUGGUUUUUGGUGCUGACAAGUGCGUUCCCUCAUCACUGGCCUCCAAGCUUGGCGCUGGUCUCAUCCAUGUUGCCGAUUACGAUGAUCGUAUCCUACGACUUUCUGGCAAUAAGGCCAACAUUCCCGAUAAUCGGAUUGCUGUGAUUGGAAUGGCAUGCAACGUUCCAGGAGCCACGAAUAUUCAGGACUACUGGGAUCUUCUCUGUGAGGGCAAGUCUCAGCACGUUGAGGUUCCCAGUGAACGAAUAAAAUUCAACUCUAUCUGGCGCGAGACUGAUAAGAACAAGAAGUGGUAUGGAAAUUUCAUCCAAGACUAUGAUUGUUUUGACCACAAAUUCUUCAAAAAGAGCCCCCGGGAGAUGGCCUCUACGGAUCCCCAGCAGCGACAGGUCUUGCAGGUUGUUUACCAGGCUGUAGAGCAGUCCGGAUACUUCAGUUCCCUCAGCCGCCACCCCAAAGGCGAGGAUUUGAAUAUUGCGUUCUACCUGGGUGUUGGCCUGGAUGAUUACGAGAAGAACAUUGCGUGCCAUCCAGCCAACGCAUACUCAGCUACGGGCAAUCUGAGGAGUUUUGGAGCGGGCAAGGUGAGCCACUACUUUGGUUGGACUGGGCCGAGUCUGACUCUUGACACUGCCUGCUCUUCAUCCGCAGUCGCAGUCCACCACGCUUGCCGAACUAUUCUGUCCGGAGAGAGUGUUGCAGCUGUUGCUGGAGGCGUGAACAUCAUGACCGGGCCUGAUUGGUACCACAAUCUUGGUGGAGCAGGAUUUUUGAGUCCAACCGGACAGUGCAAACCAUUUGACUUCAAGGGAGACGGUUAUUGCAGGGGCGAGGCCGUGGGCGCCGUCUUCCUCAAGAGGUACACGGAUGCCGUUGCAGAUGGCAACCAGGUGCUGGGCGUCAUCGCGGCAACUUCUGUGACGCAGAACAGGAACUGCACCGCCAUCACCGUUCCGGAUUCGCCCUCUCUAGCAGACAUGUUCCGCUCCGUUACCCGCCAAGCAGGGUUGGAACCUAAGGAGGUUUCCGUUGUCGAGGCCCAUGGCACUGGAACCCCAGUUGGCGACCCGGCUGAGUAUGGGGGUGUUCAUGCAGUAUUUGGCGGCGCCCAACGAUCCAACACUCUCGCCCUUGGUUCCGUCAAAGGUCUCGUUGGUCACACCGAAUCUGCGUCAGGUUUGACAUCACUUAUCAAGUCUUUGCUCAUGAUUCAUCACGGUUACAUACCUCCCCAAGCCAGCCACGAUACCAUCAAUCCCAGUUUAAAGAUGACUCCAGAGGACAAGAUCCAGAUCCAUACCAAGUUGACACCGUGGGACGUCAAGUUCCGGGCCAUGCUCAUCAACAACUACGGUGCUUCUGGUUCCAACGCAUCUAUGAUAGUUACACAGGCUCCAACAAACAAGACAAAUAUCCCGUUGAAGGCUCCUAUUCACAAGUUGUCCACAAGAUAUCCGUUCUGGAUUAGCGGAUUUGAUGACCGAAGCUUGGUAGAAUAUUGUUCCAAGUUACUCGAGUUUAUCCAAAGACGCAAGGACGUAGUGUUGGCUAAUCUGGCCUUCCAAAUAUCUCUCCAAAGCAACCGUACACUCCCCAGGGCCUUUAUUUUUGAUGUUGGUUCUGUUGAUGAACUGGAACAGAUCUUGGCAAGCUUCAUCAAGGGACAGCAAUACGCUCCCGUUACGCCGCCUCCCCCUCGGCCGGUCAUCUUAUGCUUCGGUGGCCAAAUCUCUACAUUCGUUGGUCUUGAUAAAGAUGUCUAUGAGAGUGUAGGAAUCCUCCGCAAGUAUCUGGACCAGGUUGACGCCAUCAGUUCCGCGCUGAGGCAAAACGGCUCUAUUUUACCUGGCAUCUUCCAGAAGGAGGCUGUGGAAGAUAUUGUUGAUCUUCAAACUCAACUGUUUGCUAUUCAAUACUCAGUUGCCAAGGCUUGGAUAGAAGCCGGUGUGAACGUGGCCGCCGUUGUUGGCCACAGCUUUGGUGAACUCACCUCACUUGUGGUAUCAGGCAUUCUGUCUCUUGAAGAUGGUCUUCGGCUCAUCAUUGGUCGUGCUCGCAUCAUCCAGGAAUCAUGGGGCGCUGAUAAUGGGGCAAUGAUGGCUGUAGAAGGCGAUCUUCAAGUUAUCAAUGAUCUUCUGAGUGUGGCCAACAAGGACAAUGUAGACUCCCCUGCCACGAUUGCUUGCUACAACGGCCCGACAAGCUUCACACUGGGCGGCUCAGUAGAAGCGAUCGAUCGAGUUGAGGCCACCCUAGCAAACGAUGCUACUUUCCGAGGCACGAAGACCAAAAGGCUCAACGUCACCAAUGCGUUUCACUCUACACUCGUCGAACCUCUGAUCGAUCAGCUUACGCAACUUGGGGAGACUCUUAACUUCAGAAACCCGAUUAUACCAUUCGAGCGCUCCACUGAGAGUGAUCACGUAGGAAAGCUAGGAGCUUCUUAUGUUGCUGAGCACAUGCGCCAGCCCGUCUUCUUCAAUCACGCGCUUCGCCGUCUCUCUCAGAAGUACCCUAAUGCCAUUUAUCUAGAGGCCAGCUCCAACUCUACGAUCACGAUAAUGGCUAGCCGCGCUUUAGGCAAACCUGAAGGCUGCCACUUCCAAGCUCUUAGCAUCAAUGCCGGGAACGGUCUUCGGCCACUGACCGACGCCACCAUCAAUCUUUGGAGAGAAGGCAUUAACUUGACGUUUUGGCCCCAUCACCGCAUCCAGACCGCUGAAUACACACCCAUCCUAUUGCCUCCUUAUCAGUUUGAGAAGUCUCGGCAUUGGAUGGAGCUCAAAGAUGCCCCAAAGCUUGAAACGGCACCAACGCCCGCCGAGAGGCCCAUCUCUAACGAAAUGUGGGAGUUUAUCAGAUUCGAGGACAAUGAGCAACGAUCUGCUCUAUUCCGCAUCAACAGUGAUUCCAAGGAAUUCAUCGAAUACGUCUCUGGCCACAAAGUUGCUGGUAGCGUCGCGCUCUGUCCCAGCAUUCUCCAGAUCAGUAUCAUCACCGCGGCCCUGAUCAGCAUUCUGCCAGGUUUCAAUGACUCCAAAUUGCAACCACACCUCAAACACAUGAUCAACCAUGCACCCAUGACCAUCAACACGAGCAAAACUGCGUGGCUAAGAGCCGAGGCCAUCGACGUCCACAGGCUUGUGUGGGACUUUAGUGUCGUGAGCCAAGACACAGACAAACCAUCAGGUCCCUUCCUUCUGCAUUUCUCAUUGAGACUCACGCUGCGAUCCGUCGAGGACGAGGACUUCAAGAGCGAGUUUGCGCAGUUUGAGCGACUCAUUACAGUCAAGCGACCCCGCAGCCUCCUCAACGGCAAUAUCGAUGUCGACGAGGUCAUCCAAGGCCGAAAUGUCUAUCGAGCCUUUGCUGAUAUUGUCGACUACAGCGACAAGUACCGAGGCGUUCAGAAAAUUGCAGGGAGAGACUCCGAGUCGGCCGGGCGCGUGUCGUGGCCACACAACCCGAAGCACUUCUUCAACAUUGGCCUGGCGGAUUCGUUCCUCCAAGUCGCCGGCAUUUAUGUCAACUGCAUGACAGAUCGCUCGGAAAAGGAGAUGUUCAUAUCGGACAGGAUUGAGCAGUGGAUCAGGUCUCCGAGACUGGUCCCUUCAGCUGCCCGCCCCAACCAGUGGGAUGUGUAUGCCUGCCACCAUCAGCCUUCCCAGAAGGAGUAUCUGUGUGAUGUCUUUGCUUUUGAUGCCAAUACAGGAGAGCUCGCUGAAGUUAUCAUGGGUCUCCGGUUCCAGCGUGUCAGCAAAGCUGCUCUUGUGAAGAUGCUCGGCGGCAGUCAUCCUUCGCCGGCCGCUGCCCCUUCAAAGCCUGUGGCUGCAGUUUCUCACACCACUAACGUGGUCAAUGGGCAUUCCACUCCCUCAAAGGCGCCCGUAGCUGUGGCCUCAUUACAGAAGAAGAAAGCGGUCAAGAAGCGUCCUUCUGUUGAUGUUGUUAAGAUUACCACUGAGAUUCUGAUGAACCUUUCUGGAUUGGAAGCUGAAGAUGUCAAAGAUGACUCUGAGUUGGCAGAGUUGGGUAUUGAUUCCUUGAUGGGCAUGGAGCUUUGUCGUGAGAUUGAAGCACACUUCAAGAUCUCAUAUGAUAGCUCUGAGCUCAAUGACAUUGAUGACUUCAAGGGUCUGAUCCAGUCUAUUUCCAAGGCUAUCGGCACCGAUGUUACUGAGGAAGAUGAUGAAGAGGCUCCAGAGCUCGCUACCAACGGCCAUAUCGCAACGCAUGUUCUCAACGGUGUCAAUGGGAAUAGCAAUCACGGAACUAAUGGCAACUAUACAGAUGGUGCUCAUACUGAGUCUGAUAGUUCGUCAUCAAUUGGCGAUGCCGGUGACGCAGCUCAGGCCAUUCUCGACGUCUUUUCGAAGGUAAACGCCCAAACCGACGACUAUCUACUAAGGGGAGGCGUAGCCGGAUACGUCGAAAACGUUCUUGACGACUCAAAUGAGCUGGUCAUUGUGCACAUUCUGGAUGCCUUUGAGCAGCUUGGCUGCUCAAUUCGUCACGCAGACGCUGGUACAAAGCUGACACGAAUCGAACAUCUUCCCAGGCACAAGAAGCAGGUAGAUAAGCUCUACCGGUUCCUCAAAGAGGCUGGCCUUGUUGAGGUGGAUGGUGAUACAAUUAUUAGGACUGCCAAGGCUGCUCCCAUAGAAUCUGCUCGAUCCCUCCUUGAGAGCCUUGUUCAGAAGAACCUCAACCAUGAGAGUGAUCACCGAUUGACUUCACACAUUGGUUUCAACCUGGCGGAUUGUUUGAUUGGCAAAGAAGAAGGAAUCCAGCUCAUCUUCAGCUCGCCAGAAGGACGAAAAUACGCGAAUGAGAUGUAUGGCAAAUCCCCCAUCCAAACAGCAUGGAUGGAUGAAAUGAAGGACAUCAUUAAGCAAGUGUCCGAGAGACUUUUUAAUGAAACCUCUGGUCCCAUCAAGAUCUUAGAAUUGGGAGCCGGAACCGGUGGCACGACAUCAAAUCUGAUCGAGGAUUUAUCAAAGAUCGGAAUCCCUUUCGAGUACACAGCAACUGACUUGUCCUCUUCGCUUGUCGCUGGUCUCCGAAAGAGAUUCAAGGGGUAUCCCUUCAUGAAAUUCAAAGUCAUCGAUGUUGAGAAGGAGCCUCCCGCAGAUUUAGUUGGCAGCCAGCAUCUCAUUCUGUCCACGAACUGUGUCCACGCGACGCGAAAUCUCAAGAUCUCGACCAAAAAUAUCCACACCAUGCUUAAUCCCAGCGGUGUUCUCCUCCUGUUGGAGCUAACCAAGCCUCUUUAUUGGUUUGACCUCAUCUUCGGCAUGGUCGAAGGUUGGUGGCUCUUUGAGGACGGCAGAGACCAUGCCCUCGCCAGGCCUGAAUACUGGCAGAAGGUCAUGACAUCUGUUGGAUAUGGUCAUGUCGACUGGACUGACGGAAACCGCCCUGAAAAUGAAAUCCAGCGUUUGAUACUGGCCACGGCCUCAUCAGCAUCGAGGUAUGAUGGACCAUCACACCCCCUUUUGUCGCAAAAGUAUUGGACUGACCUCCCGGCUCGCGAAGCAGCAAUUGAUUCCUACGUGGAGCAAUUCACAGCGGACUUUUCGUUGGAGCCAUCACCUCAGGUUUCCCCAUUGAGGAUGGCUACUUUGGAUGGCUCAUAUGUCGUCUUGACUGGAGCAACCGGAAGUCUAGGAGGUCAGCUGGCUGCACACUUUGCACGCCUCGAGGAGGUCAAAGGAGUGUUUUGUCUGAAUCGAGCAAGUAGGACGGACCCUAUGCAGAGGCAGAAGCAAUCUAUGGAAGACAGGGGCGUCUCAAUUGAUCAGAGAGCUCUGGCGAAACUGAAUGUAUUCGAGACGGACACAUCCAAGCCGUUGCUUGGUCUGUCACCAGCCAAUUAUGAGAUUCUUGUUGGAAAUGCAACAUAUAUUGUGCACAAUGCUUGGCCCAUGAGCCUUACACGAGACAUUCACACAUUCAAGUCACAGUUCCGUGUGAUGCAGAACCUCAUUUACUUGGCACGAGACAUCGCUGCUGUGAGGCAAGGGAAUAAAAAACCCUCCCUUCUUCUUGUCUCGUCCAUUGCAACCAUAGGCUAUAAUUCGUUGCAUAACCAACGCCCACUGGUGCCUGAGCAGCCCAUGACAGUCGAGUCCGUUCUUCCUACGGGCUACGGCGAUGCCAAGUUAGUUUGCGAAAGAAUGAUCGACAGAACACUAGGAAGACACCCAGAUAGGUUCCGGGCUAUGGCAGCGCGAAUUGGCCAGAUUGCAGGUUCUGCCGAGAGCGGGUACUGGAAUCCUACCGAGCAUUUUUCGUUCAUGGUCAAAUCAUCUUUAACCCUCCAAGCGUUGCCUAAUCUUUCUGGGGAGCUGUCAUGGUGCCCAGUCAACGACGUGGCUGCAUCUGUCGGUGAGCUGGUGCUGGCCGAGAACUCGCCGUACCCGAUUUACCAUGUUGAAAAUCCUUCUCGCCAACCGUGGAGCGAGAUGAUUGCAAUCAUGGCCGAUGCUCUCGGGAUUCCUCUAGCCAACGUUGUCCCUUUUGAUGAAUGGGUGGCCAUGGUCAAAGCUUACCCAGGCUCCGCAGAUUCAGAGAACCCAGCAGCCAAGCUGAUUGACUUUCUAGAUCUGCAUUUCCACAGAAUGUCAUGUGGUGGGCUGGUCAUGGACACAACACAUGCAAGGGAGCAUUCGGAAACCAUGGCGAAGGAGCCGCCAGUGAGCGCAGCUCUCUUUCAUAAAUAUGUGGAGGCCUGGAAGGAUAUGGGUUUCUUGUCGCGAUAA
Molecule: messenger RNA, 7728 nt
Organism: Clonostachys rhizophaga
Lineage: Eukaryota; Fungi; Ascomycota; Sordariomycetes; Hypocreales; Bionectriaceae
Source: the annotation of a GenBank genome assembly